Chanos chanos (milkfish) is the source of this 1811-nucleotide messenger RNA. It is a transcript of the gene klhl7, whose product is annotated as kelch-like family member 7. Lineage: Eukaryota; Metazoa; Chordata; Actinopteri; Gonorynchiformes; Chanidae. The record is from RefSeq and is a predicted model, not a curated record. The transcript has 11 exons. Gene Ontology annotation, cellular component: Cul3-RING ubiquitin ligase complex. The coding region runs from base 3 to 1811 and encodes 602 amino acids. Gene Ontology annotation, molecular function: protein binding. Gene Ontology annotation, biological process: protein ubiquitination.
GAAUGGCUAGCGUGGCAUCAUCGAUGAGUGAGAAGACUGUUGGUCCGAAAAAGAAAAGUGAAAAGAAAUUCGCUUCUAAAGAGGAAUACAGAUUGCUGUCUAACAUAAUGGGUGUCAUGAAUAACUUAAGGAAGCAGGGGUCUUUGUGCGACGUCAGCCUUGUGGUUCAAGGCAAACACAUACCUGCACACAGAGUGGUGCUGGCCGCUGCGAGUCAUUUCUUCAAUCUCAUGUUUACCACCAACAUGAUGGAGGCAUCAAAUCAAGAAGUGGAACUGAGGGAUGCAGAGUAUGAGAUUAUUGAGGUGCUUGUGGACUUUAUAUACACCGCACGAAUUUCUGUCAACAGCAACAAUGUUGAGUCUUUACUGAAUGCAGCUAAUCAAUAUCAGAUAGAACCAGUGAAGAAAAUGUGCGUGGAUUUUCUCAAGGAGCAAGUAGAUGCGACAAAUUGUCUCGGCAUCAGUGCUCUAGCUGAGUACCUAAACUGUCCUGAACUGAAGGUUGUGGCGGACGAUUUCAUUCACCAGCAUUUCACUGACGUGUAUAAAAUGGAUGAGUUCCUGCAGCUGGAUGUGAAACAGGUCACUCACCUGCUACAGCAGGACACACUGACCGUGCGAGCAGAGGACCAGAUUUACGACGCAGCCGUGCGGUGGCUCAAGUAUGACGUGCUGAAUCGUCAGCAGUACAUCGUCGACAUCCUCGGCAAAGUUCGGUUUCCUCUCGUCUCAAAGACUUUCCUCAGCAAAACCGUGCAGGCAGAGCCUCUCAUACAGGACAACUCAGAGUGCCUGAAAAUGGUCAUCUGUGGAAUGCGUUACCAUCUCUUGUCACCAGAGGACCGUGAGGAGUUAGGGGAGAGCAGUCGUCCACGGCGCAAAAAACCCGACUUCCGGAUUGCACUGUUUGGUGGGUCCCAGCCCCAGUCUUGCCGAUACUUUAACCCCAAGGAUUACAGUUGGACGGACAUCCGUUGUCCAUUUGAGAAGAGGCGCGAUGCUACUGCUGUGUUCUGGGACAAUGUAGUCUACAUACUGGGAGGGUCUCAACUCUUCCCCAUUAAAAGAAUGGACUGUUACAAUGUGGUAAAGGACAGCUGGUACUCCAAAUUAGGGCCACCUAAUCCACGAGACAGCUUGGCUGCAUGUGCCUCCAAAGGCAAGAUCUACACCUCAGGAGGAUCAGAAGUGGGCAGCUCUGCAUUAAACUUGUUUGAGUGUUAUGACACUCGUACAGAGACAUGGCAGAUCAAGCCCAGCAUGCUGAUGCCACGCUGCAGUCACGGCUCAGUGGAGGCCAACGGCCUGAUCUACGUGUGUGGAGGCAGCCUGGGUAACAAUGUGUCCGGCAGGGUGCUCAACAACUGUGAGGUUUAUGACCCCAGCACAGAGAAGUGGAGAGAGUUGUGCGGUAUGAGAGAAGCCAGGAAGAACCACGGCCUGGUGGUGGCCAAUUCAAGAAUAUAUGCAGUCGGCGGACAGAACGGCCUCGGCGGUCUGGACUCGGUGGAAUAUUAUGAAAUCGGCAGUGAUGAGUGGAGGGUGGCAUCGCCGAUGCCGUGGAGAGGAGUGACGGUGAAGUGUGCGGCCGUGGGGUCCGUGAUCUACGUGCUGGCUGGUUUCCAGGGCGUCGGCCGUCUGGGCCACAUCAUGGAGUACUACACGGAGACGGACAAGUGGGCGGUCUGUAACAAAGUGCGGGCUUUCCCCAUCACCAGCUGCCUCAUCUGUGUGGUGGACACAAGCGGAGCCAACGAGGAAGAGAUGAGCUCCUCCAACGUGCCUUCAACUUCGUCAUCAGCAUCUUAG